AUGACUCAACUAUCUCUGCUAGUUCUUUUGGUUAUUCUGACAUGCGCUUCGUCACAACCGAUGCCAGGAGGCGGUGGAGUCGGAGGAAUGAUUUAUGCAAAAGUGAACACGACUGCUACAAUUGCGUUGCCUCAAGUUGCGAACUAUCGACGAGAAGUUAGAAAUGCAAAGGAUGUGGAUGAAGAGCAUAUUUUCAGAGUUUGUAAUGGAAAAAAUAAGAAGACUUGUGGAUAUUGGGAAAAUGUCAAGACAAAAAAGAAAGUUGCCUCCGGAGCCACCACCUACAACAAGAACAAGAAAGCGUUGAUUGUCAAGAAUAUGAGAGUCACUGACUUUGGAAGUUACAUGACUGGAAACAAGAAGACAUCCACAUUUGUAAUGAAUCAGACUUGGUGA
This is a messenger RNA of Caenorhabditis remanei, 396 nucleotides long. RefSeq lists its product as uncharacterized. The transcript has 3 exons. The record is from RefSeq and is a predicted model, not a curated record. Bases 1 to 396 code for a protein of 131 amino acids. NCBI's taxonomy places the organism in Eukaryota, Metazoa, Nematoda, Chromadorea, Rhabditida, Rhabditidae.